GAGGGAGCUCGAGGAAGGGCGGAGAGACAGAGGAGAGAGACUCUGAGAGCGAGGGAAGAAGGGGAGAGGCAGAGACACCGAGAUCGGAGAGCCGGGGAGCCCUCGGUGGAGGCGCGAGGGGACUGAGGCGCGGACCCAGCGCGGCAGGCGAGCCUCGGGGCAGCCUUCCUCCUCCUCCUCCUCCUCCUCCUUCUCCUUCUCGCCACUCACAGCCCGCUGUCGCCGCGGCGCCCCGAACAGCGCGGGCGAGCCGAGCCGGGAGCGCCUCCCCGGACCCCGAGUCACGCGCCCCCAGCCCCACCGACCACCCCGCCCGCCAUGGACCCCAAAGACCGCAAGAAGAUCCAGUUCUCUGUGCCCGCGCCCCCCAGCCAGCUGGACCCCCGCCAGGUGGAGAUGAUCCGGCGCAGGAGACCAACCCCUGCCAUGCUGUUCCGGCUCUCAGAGCACUCCUCACCAGAGGAAGAGGCCUCCCCCCACCAGAGAGCCUCAGGAGAGGGGCACCACCUCAAAUCGAAGAGACCUAACCCCUGUGCCUACACCCCCCCCUCGCUGAAAGCCGUGCAGCGCAUUGCUGAGUCUCACCUGCAGUCCAUCAGCAACCUGAGCGAGAACCAGGCCUCGGAGGAGGAGGAUGAGCUGGGGGAGCUACGGGAGCUGGGCUACCCAAGAGAGGAAGAGGAGGAGGAGGAGGAGGAAGAGGAGGAAGAAGAGGACAGCCAGGCUGAAGUCCUGAAGAGCAGCAGGGGUUCUGCUGGGCAGAAGACAACUUGUGGCCAGGGUCUGGAGGGGCCCUGGGAGCGCCCACCCCCUCUGGAUGAGCCCCAGAAAGAUGGAAGCUCUGAGGACCAAGUGAAAGAUCCCGCACUAAGUGAGCUGGGGGAGAAGCCACAGCGCCCUGCCCACCCUGAGCCUGGCACAUAGGCACCCAGCCCUGCAUCUCCCAGAAGGAAGUGGAGGGGGCAUCAUUGUUCCCCAGAAACCCACUUUGUCCUCACCCUAUUUUCUACCCCUCCCCUCAUUUGCUAGGGCUGCGGCUUCUGACUUCUAGAAGACUAAAGCUGGUCUGUGUUUGCUUGUUUGCCCACCUUUGGCUGAUGCCCAGAGUCCCUGGGCACUUUGCUGCCUGCCUGAUGCCUACCCCUGCCAGUCAUUCCCCUAUUCACCCAGCGGGAGGCAGGAUGUGAGAGAGUUUGCAUUGGAAAAUCCAGUAAACAAGGGAUAAAUGUUCAUCCUUCACCGUUCACCUCCCCAGAACCCCUCACUUGGGCACAGGAAAACCAAAGGGCAGGACCCUAAGAUCUGGGAAAAGAGGAUACAGAGAAUUUGUAGGUGCCCUAGGUCCUUCUCCAUCCCCUUUCUUCCUAUGGUGGAUUCCAAGUCACCACCCCUCACUGGCUUCUACCAGGACCAAGGAUUCAGGCAUCCUUCUACACAGCCUCAGUAGUUUGGAAAUCUUCCCCUUAUCACCCCUGCUCCCAGCCUGGGUGCCUGGAAGAUGGACUGGCAGAGGCUGCUUUGUUGCGUUUUGUUUGUGCUUUGAUGCCAGGAAUGCCGCCUAGUGUUCAUUCUUAAGGGGGGCAUGCAGUGGGGGAGCCAGGUUUUCGUCCUCCAGCUGCUCUGCCCUCUUCCCCUCUUCCCUGACUCCAGACCUGAACCGCUUCCAUGCUGUAAUAAAUCUUUGUAAAUAACUG
Messenger RNA from Hipposideros armiger (great roundleaf bat), 1694 nucleotides. RefSeq names its product protein phosphatase 1 regulatory inhibitor subunit 1B (gene PPP1R1B). Gene Ontology annotation, biological process: intracellular signal transduction. Gene Ontology annotation, molecular function: protein phosphatase inhibitor activity. The record is from RefSeq and is a predicted model, not a curated record. Gene Ontology annotation, cellular component: cytoplasm. The transcript is spliced from 8 exons. NCBI's taxonomy places the organism in Eukaryota, Metazoa, Chordata, Mammalia, Chiroptera, Hipposideridae. The coding region runs from base 319 to 924 and encodes 201 amino acids.